Molecule: messenger RNA, 1826 nt
Organism: Aspergillus vadensis CBS 113365
Lineage: Eukaryota; Fungi; Ascomycota; Eurotiomycetes; Eurotiales; Aspergillaceae
Product: Hsp70 family protein
Exons: 9
Coding region: 33-1826 (597 amino acids)
Source: RefSeq, a predicted model, not a curated record
CUUUUAUUCGGACGUACUUUUACAUUCUCAAAAUGCCACUGAGAGUAGCGGAAGAUGGAAAAAUCAUGGUCGGUGUCGACUUCGGCACGACCUACACUGGGGUAUCCUACUCCUUGAGGAGCCUUGAAGUGCGAGGAGGGGAAGAUAAUGAUCACCUCAUUGAUGAGUGGCCCGCUGCCAAUUCCAGGGAAAUAACUGCAAGUAAAGUCCCCACGAUCGUCCAGUACGAGCAUAAAACCGUGAGAGGUAUCAAGACACUAGAGGCGACCCGGUGGGGGGCCCAGGUACUGGCGAGCAAGGAAAACUGUUCAUCUCUUUUCAAACCGUUGCUUGAACCUAACUUUGAUCGAGAUCAUGAUCCUUAUGCGUUUUGGAAUUCCACAGUCGGUCACGGGGGUUUUUUCUUACCGGAAGCCAAGGAGCCCUCCGAUGUUAUAAAAGACUACCUGGAUUGUGUCUGGAAGUAUUCAAGCAAAACUAUUUUCAAAAAUACCCGCCAAGGGCCUUCCUAUCACCCGGUACACUACACUAUCACUGUACCGGGAAUCUGGGCAAGGGAAACCCGCAAGGCGCUGGAACGGAUCGUCAAGGAUGCCGGGCUAGCAACGAAAACAAAUGACAUACUGACUAUGAUUCCGGAGCCCAUAGCGGCAGCAGUGGAUAUCUUUAGGAAAAAGGCGGAUACAUUCCAGGGUGACGUCGUCAUGCUCGUAUGUGAUAUUGGCGGAGGAACUAUCGAUGUAGGAUCGGUCUUCAUCCGUCAAACUGAGUUUGGCCGCUAUAUUCGGCAGCUCGAGCCAACCCGAGGGGACCUUGGCAUGUUAUCAGUGGAGGCGGCUUUCUACAGAACAAUGUAUGAGAGGUUUAAGGACACAUUCAAAAAUCAGAACACGGAGUCCAUAGGUCCAAGUAGUGCCUUGAUUCGCGAGUUCCGGGAUUGCUUUGAGAGAUUCGCCCCCGAAAACCUAGAGGAGCACGGCUGGGAAUGCCGUUUGCCGUUCUGGUCACUACUAUCGUCUAAUAACCCGGACUUUUACGACCGUCGCCGGAAGGAAAUAUUCCUGUCCGCUCGAGACAUACAAGCGUUUCUCGACCCUGUCAUUGAUAUGGCGGUAAGUCUGAUCAGCGAACAGCACCAUGCUGUAGCCACAGCCGGCUUUGGUGGUAAAAAGCAGCAUGUUUACUUGGGCGGAGGUGGGGCAGAAAAUGCCUACAUCUUACGGUCAGUCAAGCGGAGGAUAAAGGAUAAACAUGCGCUAGAUGUCUACACUCCUGACAAGCCGCAACUAGCCGUCGUCAAUGGAGCCGGAGUUUACGGCCUCGAUGACGUGCUAUCUAUCCACAAAUGUCCCCAGCAUAUCGGGUUUGAAUGUGCCCAGCAGUAUGACGCAGACAGACAUGGUCAGCCACGACCGGAGGUCCUUACACGAGACCCUGUGGACGGUAGAAACAUGGUUACCGGGGCGGCGAUCUGGGUGUUCGAUAUGGGGAGGACAUAUCAUGACGGUGCAGUGGAAACAGAAAAUGUUACGGAAUACUUUCUUGACAGCGAAUUUGGAGACCGCCAUAAGAACAUAUUUGUGUCAAGGGAUCCACGGCCACCGGCUUUUGUGACAGAUUUGGAACCUCUUACUGCCAUCGAGAUUCGGUUUAGACAAGUCCCUGCAGGGAAAACUGAAGUCAGGGUAGUUGGUGGUCGGAGGCAGGUACGAAUUCGUUACGAUAUUUCCACGACGUUUUUCCCUGUCGACAACAAGAUUGAAUUUGUGGCAAAGGUAUGCAAUCAAGUCAUUGGACGUCAGGAGAUCAGCAUGCCCUUUCACUGA